GGUUGAGGAGCGUUUCCGUGGUGUUGAUCGGGGAGUCUUGGGGGCGGGAUCACGCAAGCGCCAAGGGACCGGGUGGGAGGGGUUCGAGUAUGGAUGCGCAGGCGCGUUGAGAGACGAUGAAGCCGGUGGCCGGUGGCCGGGCGGGACUAGCAAAGAUGGCGGCGGCCCCUGCGGCGGGAGCGAUCUGGGCAACGGCUGCGGCUAAAGCUGCAGCCGGGCCCACGGGGGGGCUGCACGGGGGUAGUAGGGGGUGGCCCUGAGCUGCGCCUGGCCCCGGCUGGCCUCUCCCGCCGCCUCACAGGGGGACAGGUCCAGCGUGUGGUGUCCACAAUGCCCCAGGCCUCUGAGCACCGCCUGGGCCGGACCCGAGAGCCACCUGUUAAUAUCCAGCCCCGAGUGGGAUCCAAGCUACCAUUUGCCCCCAGGGCCCGCAGCAAGGAGCGCAGAAACCCAGCCUCUGGGCCAAACCCCAUGUUACGACCUCUGCCUCCCCGGCCGGGUCCCCCUGAGGAACGGCUCAAGAAACUGGAGCUGGGACGGGGACGUACCUCAGGCCCUCGUCCCAGAGGCCCCCUUCGAGCAGAUCAUGGGGUUCCCCUGCCUGGCUCACCACCCCCAACUGUGGCUUUGCCUCUCCCAUCUCGGACCAACUUAACCCGUUCCAAGUCUGUGAGCAGUGGGGACUUGCGUCCAAUGGGGAUUGCCUUGGGAGGGCACCGUGGCACCGGAGAGCUUGGGGCUGCACUGAGCCGCUUGGCCCUCCGGCCUGAGCCACCCACUUUGAGACGUAGCACUUCUCUCCGCCGCCUAGGGGGCUUUCCUGGACCCCCAACCCUGUUCAGCAUACGGACAGAGCCCCCUGCUUCCCAUGGCUCCUUCCACAUGAUAUCUGCCCGGUCCUCUGAGCCUUUCUACUCUGAUGACAAGAUGGCUCAUCACACACUGCUUCUGGGCUCUGGUCACGUUGGCCUUCGAAACCUGGGAAACACGUGCUUCCUGAAUGCUGUGCUGCAGUGUCUGAGCAGCACUCGACCUCUUCGGGACUUCUGUCUGAGAAGGGACUUCCGGCAAGAGGUGCCUGGAGGAGGCCGAGCCCAAGAGCUUACUGAAGCCUUUGCAGAUGUGAUUGGUGCCCUCUGGCACCCUGACUCCUGCGAAGCUGUGAAUCCUACUCGAUUCCGAGCUGUCUUCCAGAAAUACGUUCCCUCCUUCUCUGGAUACAGCCAGCAGGAUGCCCAAGAGUUCCUGAAGCUCCUCAUGGAGCGGCUGCACCUUGAAAUCAACCGCCGAGGCCGACGGGCUCCACCAAUCCUUGCCAGCGGUCCAGCUCCCUCUCCACCCCGCCGAGGAGGGGCUCUGCUAGAAGAACCUGACUUAAGUGAUGAUGACCGAGCCAACCUAAUGUGGAAGCGUUACCUGGAGCGAGAGGACAGCAAGAUUGUGGACCUGUUUGUGGGCCAGUUGAAAAGUUGUCUCAAGUGCCAGGCCUGUGGGUAUCGCUCCACGACCUUCGAGGUUUUUUGUGACCUGUCCCUGCCCAUCCCCAAGAAAGGAUUUGCUGGGGGCAAGGUGUCUCUGCGGGAUUGUUUCAACCUUUUCACCAAGGAAGAAGAGCUAGAGUCGGAGAAUGCCCCAGUGUGUGACCGAUGUCGGCAGAAAACUCGAAGUACCAAAAAGUUGACAGUACAAAGAUUCCCCCGGAUCCUCGUGCUCCAUCUGAAUCGAUUUUCUGCCUCCCGAGGCUCCAUCAAGAAAAGUUCAGUAGGUGUAGACUUUCCCCUGCAGCGACUGAGCCUAGGGGACUUUGCCAGUGACAAAGCCGGAAGUCCUGUAUACCAGCUGUAUGCCCUUUGCAACCACUCAGGCAGCGUCCACUAUGGCCACUACACAGCCCUGUGCCGGUGCCAGACUGGUUGGCAUGUCUACAAUGACUCUCGUGUCUCCCCUGUCAGUGAAAACCAGGUGGCAUCCAGCGAGGGCUACGUGCUGUUCUACCAACUGAUGCAGGAGCCACCCCGGUGCCUGUGAUGCCCUCUCUAAGCCCUGGCACCUGUGAAGCCCUUUAAACACCCUUAAGCCCCAGGCUCCCCAUUUACCUCAGAGACGUCUAUUUUUGUGUCUUUUUAAUCGGGGAGGGGGGAGGGGGUGGUCGUAGCUCCAUUAUUUUUUUUAUUAAAAAGUACCCUUCCACCUGGAGGCUCCCUUGUCUCCCAGCCCCAUGUACAGAGCUCACCAAGCCCUUGCCCAUGUACAGUCCCCAGACCCUCUGCAAUUUCACUUUUUGUGAAUAAAUUUAUUAAGAAAAAAA
This is a messenger RNA of Saimiri boliviensis boliviensis (Bolivian squirrel monkey), 2308 nucleotides long. The record is from RefSeq and is a predicted model, not a curated record. NCBI's taxonomy places the organism in Eukaryota, Metazoa, Chordata, Mammalia, Primates, Cebidae.